This is a messenger RNA of Branchiostoma floridae (Florida lancelet), 1575 nucleotides long. RefSeq names its product putative WEB family protein At1g65010, chloroplastic. The record is from RefSeq and is a predicted model, not a curated record. Lineage: Eukaryota; Metazoa; Chordata; Leptocardii; Amphioxiformes; Branchiostomatidae.
UACAUGAGGGUGGAGCAGCUAAGGAGGACAGCACAAGAUGUGCUGACCAACACCACAGCUGCCAACCAAACAGCAUUUCUGGACAUAAGUCAGCUCAGUGAAAACAAGGCAUCAGCAAGGACCAUGCUGCUGCGAGCAGAGCAGUUACUAGACAACCUGACAGCUGUGUCUUUCAAUGACCUUGGACAGCAAAGUCAAGCUGUGCUGGCCAUGGCUGAGAAUGCAUCACAAGCAGCACAGGGUUUAGAUGCCACCAUAAGCACAGAGGUGGAAGAGGCAACUGCUGUGAAUGACAGCUUGACAGCAGCACAGACUCUGCUGUCCCGUGUGACCAGCACCACGGACAGCACCAAACUGACAGCAGACAUCAUCCUGAAAGCAGCAGAGGAUGUUGAACAGCAUCUCUCAACAGCCGAGGAGCACGGACAGCAAGUAGCUGUCCUGGUCAAUGAGACAGCAAGCCUGCUGUCUGAUGCAGAAAUGACAUUACAAGUUGCUGAUUUAGUCCUUAGAAAUGCAACCCUGGAGUUUGAGCAGACAGAGGCAUUGUUAAAUGGUGAGAGUGGCUGGACAGCAACAGCUGCACAGUUGAACAGCAGCAGCAUCCAGACAGCAGCACAGCUGACAGCUCUGACAGCAGCUAUACAAAAGGCUGAGGCACAUGCAGCUAACCUGACUGUUCAAGCAGAUGCUGUGGACAACGUGUUCCAGACUGCCAGGUUGCAGGGCCAGGCGGCAGUCAACGCCAUCCGCGGCUAUCAGGAGGCCAGUCUGCUGCUCAAUGAGUCGGCUUCCAUAGCACAAGAGGUCAACGCAACGGUCCAGAACCUGACGGAAUACAUCCAGAGCGUUUCCAUAGCAACCCUGGAGGGGAGAGCCAAUCAGUCGUUGGCAGAGAGUCGGGCGUUACAAGAGGAGCUGGAUGGCAGGAACAUGAGUACAGCAGGGCUGCUGCAGGAGGUAAGGUCUGCCAAUGCCAACCUGUCUGCAGCACAGAUGGAGUGGGGAAGUGUCAGGGACCAGCUCCAGCUACUGGAGGGGGAACUGCAGGGGGCAGAGGCAGCAGCACAGGAGGGUGACAUCACAACCAGUCUGGAAGAAGGGUUCCGGUUGGUGGAAACAGCAGCCAAUCAGAGCACAGCAGCAGAGGCUGACAUUGCAGAGGUCAGCAGUGGUGUUGAAGGGGUCAGAGGUCAACUCGUGGUCAUCCAGGAGACAUCCAACAACAUGACGACUAUCGUGGCGGAUCUUCAACAAACAGUUUCCGGAACCAAUGGAACCCUGCAGGCAUUCCUGCAGCAGGUGCAGAAUGUAUCCCAGCUGCAGACAGAUGCGACCACGAUGCAGGCUCGACUGGAACAGCGCAUGGCUCGGCUGCAGACAAAGAUGCUGCAGCUGGAACAGGCUGCCCAGAGGCUCAACUCACCCAUGCACUUUGACAGCAACACCUCCGCCAUGUUGGAACUCCCUGCCAGCCGCAGUCCUGUGUUCUCUUCCAUUGCCAUGGAUACAAGGGUGGGGCAGCUGAAUGAGUCAGCAGUUUUGGUCUAUGGGGAAAACCACCAAACAGCCUGA